Molecule: messenger RNA, 1221 nt
Organism: Manihot esculenta (cassava)
Lineage: Eukaryota; Viridiplantae; Streptophyta; Magnoliopsida; Malpighiales; Euphorbiaceae
Product: myb-related protein 308
Exons: 3
Coding region: 171-1109 (312 amino acids)
Source: RefSeq, a predicted model, not a curated record
UAAUUGAAGGGUCCCGAGUCAAUUGCAAAUGCCUCUCUCUCUCUCUUCUCACCACCUUCCAUUUAUAUUCCUCUUUCCAAUUCUCCACCUUGUCCACAAGCUCACACCCUCUCAUAUUUUCUACCAAUCUCUCUCUCUCUCUCUCUUUUUUUAGGGCACAAAACUUAGCCAUGGGCAGAUCUCCUUGCUGUGAGAAAGAGCACACCAACAAAGGUGCAUGGACCAAAGAGGAAGACGAGCGUCUUAUCAACUACAUCAAACUUCAUGGUGAAGGUUGUUGGAGGUCUCUCCCCAAGGCCGCUGGUUUGCUUAGAUGUGGCAAGAGUUGUAGGCUUAGGUGGAUAAACUACCUGAGGCCUGAUCUCAAGAGAGGCAACUUCACAGAAGAAGAAGAUGAACUCAUCAUCAACCUUCACAGCUUACUUGGAAACAAAUGGUCUCUUAUUGCUGCUCGCUUACCUGGAAGAACAGAUAAUGAGAUAAAAAAUUAUUGGAAUACCCAUAUUAAAAGAAAACUCUACAGUCGUGGAAUUGACCCUCAAACUCACCGUUCUCUGAACUCUACUGCCGCUGCCACCACCACCACCACCACCACUACAGCCACGGCGCCACUUAGCAAUAGCAGAAGCAGCAGCAGCAACUACAAUAACAACCAGAAUAAUAAGAACAACACAAAUGUUUCUCAAAUAGAAACACAAGAUUCAUUAGCUCAAUUUAUGAAAGCGCCAGAUUGUAUCAAUAUGAAUAUUUGCAAUUCCAAUAUAAAAAUUCCAACAGAUUCAUCAGCUGAAGAGUCCAACUGCAGCAGUGGAGUGACCACAGAAGAAGUUUGCCCAGAAAUCAACCUUGAGCUAUACAUAGGCCUUCCAUAUCAGAAGAAGCCUCAAGUUUCCUCAAAUUUUAAAGAGAAGAAGCAAGCAAACCACCACCACCAUCAGCAAACUCAACAGCAAAACUUGACAUAUGGAUGCUCUGGGGCGUCUGCUAAAGAUGUAUGCUUGUGUUGUAAUUUAGGGUUGCAGAGUAAUCAAACAUGUAGUUGCAGAGUGAUAGAGACAUCUUUUACAGCGGAUAGUUUCAGUAGAUACUACAAGCCUCUGAAUUCUUGAAGCAUGGGAACUGGGAAAUUAACAAACCAAAACCCAACCUAAGCCAUAUAGAGUUGUAAGAUUCCAACAAUUUUAGCAUAUAAAUUUUCUAUGCGCAUCGAUUUUGGCUCUA